AUGCAUUUUAAAGAUACUGUUCUUUCAGAGGCAAUAUUGGAACCAGCAAGUAGUUAUUACGAUACAGAUUUGAGGUAUCAAAGGAGUUGCGGUGGGCACAAUCGAGAGGGUUCUCUCGAUGGAGAGAUAUUUAGUCCGGGCUAUCCAGCCACAUUCCCCAAAAACGUGACCUGCAAUUGGCUGAUAAGGGUCAAUCCCAACAAAAAAAUCUAUAUUCGUCUUCGUUACCUCGAACUUUCACCAACAAUGGCUGAAUGCGAACGAGCAUCACUCUAUAUAAUUGAUGGCUAUCGUCAUGAGACAAAUGAUUUACGAAAAGAUGAUGGCAGUCAAGUGCGUUUUUGUGGUGGACAGCUCUACUAUAGUGAAGAAGGUAUGAAAUCGUACAUGUCAACUGGUAAUCGUCUCAUUGUAAGAUUUAUGACAAGAGAUCAUCCCACUUUAUCACAACUAGAGAAAUACGACGAAGAGGGUAAAGCGAUCGGAUUUCGUUUGGUGUGGACUGAAGUUGAUGAGUUUUUGCCUGAUGUUAACGAGUGCCUCGGUUUUGCAUGCAGUGGUGGACAACUUUGCAUCGAUAACGGUCAAAAUAUCUGCGCGAGUCGCAGCCAACUUUGUAUUCAUAAAUCGCUGAUGUGUAAUGGCGUUUCGAACUGUGCUGAAAAUGAUCAUAGUGAUGAACAAAACUGUUAUUCGCAACAUAUCAUUUUAUCAGCUUGCUCAAUCAUUCUCGUUCUCAUAUUGGUGAUAUUUUCGACAAUAAUCUGGCAGAGAUCUCGAAUAACACGAAGAGUACAACGACGUACACGUGAAAGGAUUGAGAGCGUCUCACUGAAUAAUCGCAACGGAAAAGGUGCUCCGAUAUGGGAAUGCGCACAUCCGGCAGCAAUAACUCGUGGAUUACAAGCACACUCUCACCGAACUUCAUCGUGUACUCAACAAAAAAAUCAAAAUCGCGAUCAACUACUCUCCGAAAUGCGAACGUUCCGUCCAGCUCAUCUCUAA
Anisakis simplex (herring worm) is the source of this 1005-nucleotide messenger RNA. Lineage: Eukaryota; Metazoa; Nematoda; Chromadorea; Rhabditida; Anisakidae. The record is from the annotation of a GenBank genome assembly.